CUGUUUCAGAUCACAUUACAUGGACUUCAUUGCUUACAGCUGUGUUCUGUGUGUACAUUGCCGAAGUUUCGCUUUCAGCCGGAAAAUAUAACGUUGGAAGUUAUUGCAUCGUACUAAAAAAAUAAACAAAAAACUUUUUAUUAUAUCUAUAUUAAGUUUUAUUAAGUAGGACAGAGUAGCGGAAAGUUCGCAUUUCCGGACAGCGUUCAUCUAAUAUUUAAAUGCAAACUAACAUGUGAUUAUAAAGCCUUGUUUACUUAUUGAACCGUUUUAAAGAAGAUUUUUACAUUAUGGCGGAUGGAGCGGUGAAUUUUGGAGCCAGUAUGAACCAAAGUUGUUUGACCUCUCGAGCAAAGAAAGCCAACAACAACAGCACUUCAGUUCCAGCGAACACGAGGAGAAAGACUCGACAGAGCCACAGAAGAGACAUUCAUAACCGGGUUGUCUUGGAGAAGGUGCUUGGCAUCACUGCCUCCAGCAGCAGCGCUUUAACCUGUGACCCCAACACCGGUUUAGUGGCUUAUCCUGCAGGCUGUGUUAUAGUCAUCCUGAGCCCAAAGAAAAACAAGCAGACGCACAUAUUUAAUACAUCCAGGAAAACCUUCAGCGCUUUGGCCUUCUCUCAGAAUGGAAAAUAUUUGGUCACCGGUGAGAGUGGGCACAUGCCCUGUGUGCGGGUGUGGGAUGUGGCAGAGCGGACGCAGGUGGCAGAGGUCCAGUGUCAUAAGUAUGGGGUGUCAUGUGUGGCAUUCUCCCCCAACGGGAGCUAUAUAGUGUCUGUGGGAUACCAACACGACAGGACUGUCAGCGUCUGGGAGUGGAAGAAGGGGACUGUUAUCGCGUCUAACAAGGUGUCCAGCCGUGUGCUUGGUGUAUCUUUCUCAGAGGACAACAGCUACUUUGUAACUGCAGGCAACAGACAUGUGAAGUUCUGGUACCUUGAUGCCUCAAAGGAAAGAAGGGUGAACAGCACCGUGCCUCUGAUCGGCCGCUCGGGUUUGCUGGGGGAGCAUCAGAACAGUCAGUUCUGUGGUUUGGCUUGUGGCCGCGGGUCGAUGGCCAGCAGCACCUACUGCAUCACACACACGGGUCUGCUGUGCCAAUUCAACAGUAACAGACAGCUGGAUUCCUGGGUUGAUCUCAAGACUACAUCAGCACAGUGUUUAUCAGUGAGCGGGACGUUUGUUUUUUGCGGUUGUGCCGAUGGGACAGUUCGUGUGUUCAGCCCACAGGAUCUCCGCUACAUCACCACUCUACACCGGCCACAUUGUCUGGGAGUGGAUGUGUCUCAGGGCACACAGCCAGGGCAUUUGUUCAGUGCAAAUCCAGAAGCACAGUAUCCAGAUACCUUGGCUUUAACCUUUGACCCCGUGACCAAGCACUUGACGUGCGUGUAUAAUGACCACAGCGUGUACGUUUGGGAUGUGCGGGACAUCAGGAACGUAGGAAAGGUCUAUUCAGCCCUGUACCACAGCGGAUGUGUGUGGAGUGUGGAGACCUAUCCAGAGCUUGAAGAUCCAUCGGCGGCCUGUUUGUCACCGGGGUCUUUCCUCACUUGCUCAUCUGAUAACACCAUCCGCUUGUGGAGAAGCGAGUCCCCACAGAGUCACAGCGCUGCACUCGGCCUUCGACACAACCUUUAUAGCCAGGACAUUGUAAGGAUAGUGUAUGUGGAUGACGACACGCAGUACCUCAAAGCUGAAGCUGAGAAAGCAGAGGGAGGUGCUGGUCAGGAUGGCAAAUCUGGGAUCCGGGUGUUGGGAAUCAGCCCAGAUGGCCAGCAUUUGGCUGCUGGAGACCGCAGUGGAAACCUGAGAAUCUUUGGCUUGCAGUUUAUGGACGAGUUACAGAAAAUUGAAGCCCAUGAUUCAGAGGUCUUGUGUUUAGCCUUCUCCCCUGCUGAGACCGGUUUGCAUCUGUUGGCUUCAGCGAGUCGAGAUCGACUGAUUCACAUCUUUGACAUGGACAGCAAAUGUAACCUCGUGCAGACCGUCUAUGAUCAUUCGGCCUCAAUCACUGCUGUCAAGUUUACAGGCUUGAAUUCAGAGUUGUGUAUGGUCAGCUGUGGCGCAGACAAGAGUGUUUAUUUUCGAUCUGCUGAGAAAACUUCAGAUGGCUUAGUCUUCUCACGAUCACAUCACAUAGUGGAGAAGACAACGCUGUAUGACAUGGACCUGGAUGCCACACGCACACACACAGCCAUUGCGUGUCAGGACCGCAACAUCAGAGUUUACAAUGUGAAGAGUGGAAAGAUGAAGAAGUGUUUCAAGGGCUCUAUGAAUGAUGACGGGACACUGCUAAAGGUUCAGUUGGAUCCCUCUGGGAUGUUCUUGGCCACCAGUUGUUCAGACAAAAAUAUCUGUGUCUUUGAUUAUGAGUCAGGCGAAUGUGUGGCCACCUUAUUUGGACAUUCAGAAAUAGUUACAGGUAUGAAGUUCAGCCAGGACUGCAGGCAUCUCAUCACUGUGUCUGGUGACAGCUGUGUGUUUGUGUGGCGUCUGGACUCUCAGAUGACCAACUCCAUGAGGAAGAGGUUGGCAGAGAGGAAGCAGCAAGCAGGCCUGAGGCUCCAGCGGGCUCCCACAAAACAAGAAGUCAUCAGACGAGAGACCUACAUCACCGUGCCCUGUAAUGCACUGACCCAUAUGGAGGAAGAUGGCUUGAUGGCUGAAGUAAACCCUGAAGACGGUUUGGAGGACUGCAGAACCCCUGAUAGACUCGACUCUACAGAUGCAUCUUUAGAUUCUGUGGUGCUCCAAACCAAUGGCAAAAUGCCAAUGUGGGUCCGCAGACUGGGUGGAGAAGGUGAAAAGGAUGGUACCGGCGCCGCUAAUAGAGUUCAGUACCAGCCCCAGGGACGCUGGGCAGUGCAGUCAGAUCCACUCGCUAUCCGCACAGUGCUGGAAAUGAAGAGCAAUCAGCUUCCUCUCUCACACACUCCCAGCAGAGUCAUGGGGGAGGAAGAGCUGGAGGAAGACCCUCGCUUCCACCCGCAGAGCCUGGACAGCCUGCUGGAUGAAGAUCUUGAAGAUGGAGAAGAGGAGGAGGAGGAAAAGAUAUGUGGUGUUUCCAGCGAUGGCUUUAGCUCUUCACUCCACGGGCCAGAAUUUCUGCAGUUUCCACAUGGAGAGGAGAACUUCAAUCCAGAGCUCAGCUCCUCAGAAAAGACCGGAUAUAUUUUAUAUCCUGCUAACAGCACAGCUCUGUCCACUGGUGAAGGGGAGUUUGAUGUUAAAGCUCUGUGUGAGGGCACUGCUGGUGAUCCUGAUGAAGAGGAGUUAAGUCCAGAUAGUGCUUGCUCUGCUGAAAGUCCAGAAUCUCAUAGUGACCAGCCGCAUGACCAGGACACAGAUUCCCUCAGUCAGGUGAGCUCUACGGGAAGCUCAGGAGUUGAAGAGGAUGAAGAAGAAUCUGGAACUCUGCUUCGCCAGCAUUUCGACACUCUGGGUGUGGCCACAAAUGAAAAGUUCAACACUGACUUAAGCAGUCUGCAGCCCACGACAGAGAGCAACUUCCUCAAUCCUCGUCUCAGCAUCUCUACACGCUUCCUCUCCCGCUUUCAGAGCCGUUUCCGCAGUGCUGCUUGUCGGCCUGCAGCAUGCCUGUCCAGUAUACCUGAUGAGUCCACUGACAGCCAAACCCUGGACCAAACCAUGGAAAAGCCCAAGCAUCUUUCAAACAGUGGAAGCGUUGAGGAGAAAGAGAAGACUGUUAUCAAGAGACGCUCCUCAAUGUCUUCUCGGAGAAGCUCAAACCCUUCCUUGUUACGCUGGAAAAAUGCAUUGGGAGAAAUCACAAACAAAAAUCAGUCCACGACUCAAAGUACCACUAGUGCUCCAGGCGUUCUCAGCAACAAGUCUACCAGCAACUCAUGUGACGCAUCUGUUACGCGCUCCCGCCAAAGCUACAUGGGUCCCACCGCAAGCUCCCGUGCUAAAAUAAACCAAAGCAACUCCGUGGAGAGUCUCAACCUCUGUAUAUCGGAGGAAACGCCACUAAACGCCUUACCAAAUGUCGAGCACAGCAAAGAGAACAUGAUCCCACCAUCCUCUCCUGUGGUUUCGUCUGCACCGCUUCAUCAGUCUCCUGUCCUGGGAAACCACAGUGCCCGGGCAUCUCUUCGACUGGACCUCAUUGGCCACAAUCGUGCCAGUUUGUCACCUGUGUCACUGAAGAGCCGCCGAGGGAAGGUCGAACAUCACGAUUCUCCACGGCGCCAGGCUUUAGUGACGCCCACCGAGAUGAGGUCACUGGGGAAAGAGAGUCGCAAGCAAAUCUCAAACAUUGAGCAGAGUUUGGCCCCUUCAGACAGGCUCUCUACAGGGGCCGGGAUGUUUAGCAGGAGCCCCAUGGUCAGGCAAACCAGUGAUACUGUGUUUGAAGACCUGCAGUCAGUGAGAUCUGACCAGACGUCUGUGAGUUCUCCAAUGACCAACGCAGUAUCUCAGGACAAUCAAGAUUCUGCAGAUAACAACAGCAUUCCAGAGGAAACGGGUCUUUCUGCGGAGGCGUUGAGUGUUCAGAUGUGUAAGGAGAUGGUGAAUGAACUCUGGCACACCAUCCAUAAAGCAACUGACUUGUACAGCAAGCUGUGCUCCAUCCCUGAGUUAUCAGAGCAGCAGGAGCAGAUGAAGGGCGUUUUGCAGGAGGUGUUUGUGGGGGUACAGAGCGAGUUAAAUUCAAUCUGCCCACAAAAGACACAACCAUCGACUAAGAGCACCCGUCCCAUAUCAGAGGACUCUCCAGGUCGUCAGUUAAGGGAUGACCGAGCCGUGGCCCUUCUGGAGAAAUACUCUGAAAUGCUCUUACUGCGAAUGACUGAGAAAGGAGCGCAGGCUACGCUGGAGUAACAGCUUUCUUCCUGUCAUCUAAUUGGCCAAAACAACCCCCAAAUCCCCUAAAAAGCACCUUUAAACCUUAACGUGUUACAUUUUGGUUUUACAUUUUUAAAUAAACGUAUAUGCGUAUUUGAAACUUGUUUGCAAUGCUGAGUCCUCCACCUUUUUAUAUUUGUUUUUAACACUACAUUUCAGUACAUGAGUGUGUAUUAGGUCUCGCACACAUUUCUUCUUUAAAAAAACUUCAAUCAAGGACUUUUUUUCUUCUCCAAAAUGUUUAUAGAGUCAUGUACAGUUUUGAAACAGUGUUACUUUUGAAUGCGAACAAUAUUAUGUAGCGAGUUUUCUCUUGAGGUUCAGGUUGUUUGAUGCGUUUGUAGCUCUUCACCAUUUCUACAGGGUGUUCUGUUGUCUUAUUUCAGGUGUUUUCUUUCUGAAUAGUGCUGUGUCGAUAUUUUCCGUAGCAUCAGGCUCUGACUCACAGUUUGCUUGCACUGGUGUGCUGAUUAUGCUUUGUUAAUGUGCAAUCUAUUGUUGUUGUUUUUCACUAAACAUCAUGUAUAGUUAUUUUUUUUAGGAAAGCCUUGUAAAUAUGUUUUAAUCAGCCAUUUGUGUUUUAUUAUUAAAUGUUGAAAUAAU
This is a messenger RNA of Danio rerio (zebrafish), 5477 nucleotides long. The record is from RefSeq and is a predicted model, not a curated record. NCBI's taxonomy places the organism in Eukaryota, Metazoa, Chordata, Actinopteri, Cypriniformes, Danionidae.